This is a messenger RNA of Drosophila eugracilis, 1852 nucleotides long. It is a transcript of the gene Rpn6, whose product is annotated as 26S proteasome non-ATPase regulatory subunit 11. Gene Ontology annotation, biological process: ubiquitin-dependent protein catabolic process. The transcript is spliced from 4 exons. Bases 241 to 1509 code for a protein of 422 amino acids. Gene Ontology annotation, cellular component: proteasome regulatory particle, lid subcomplex. NCBI's taxonomy places the organism in Eukaryota, Metazoa, Arthropoda, Insecta, Diptera, Drosophilidae. The record is from RefSeq and is a predicted model, not a curated record. Gene Ontology annotation, molecular function: structural molecule activity.
AACCAAACCAGCUCUAAUCGUGACUGGCGCUUAAUAACAACGACCGAAAGGUGAAAAAGUCAGCAUAAAACACAAAAAUACGCAAUAAAUACACAACGGACCUAAUUAAAAACAAAGAAAAAAUUGGCACAUUGCUAGUGGCUGAGUUGAGAUACGCUUAGUUGAUAGAUUGAUUCGUAAAUUCGUGUGUUGACCGACCCCAUAUCUCGUCUCGUCCGAAUCAAAAUUCCAAGUCGCAAGAUGGCCGGAGCAACACUUUUCGAGCGUGCCCAGGCAUUGUCCAGCGUAAAUCGCGAGGAGCAGGACAGCUCUCUUUUGAACAAGAUCGUCCGAGACCAGGAAGGUGCCGAGAACGAUGAGGAACGUAUCCGGAUUAAGGAGCAGGGAAUCUUACAGCAGGGAGAGCUCUACAAGCAGGAGGGCAAGGCCAAAGAGCUUGCCGAUCUCAUCAAGGUGACUCGUCCGUUCCUCAGUUCGAUCAGUAAGGCCAAGGCAGCAAAGCUGGUGCGUUCACUGGUGGACAUGUUCCUUGACAUGGACGCGGGUACAGGCAUUGAGGUUCAACUGUGUAAAGACUGCAUUGAGUGGGCAAAACAGGAGAAGCGUACCUUCCUUCGCCAAUCCCUGGAGGCUCGUCUGAUUGCCUUAUAUUUCGAUACUGCUUUGUAUACCGAGGCUCUUACUUUGGGAGCCCAGCUUCUGCGGGAACUAAAAAAGUUGGAUGACAAGAACCUGCUGGUGGAGGUCCAGCUACUGGAGAGCAAAACCUACCAUGCACUGAGUAAUCUGCCCAAGGCAAGAGCCGCCCUUACCUCGGCCCGAACCACGGCCAAUGCCAUCUACUGCCCGCCAAAGGUCCAAGGUGCCCUGGAUCUGCAGUCGGGUAUCCUGCAUGCCGCCGAUGAGCGCGAUUUCAAGACCGCCUUCUCCUACUUCUACGAAGCCUUUGAAGGAUUCGACAGUGUGGACAGCGUCAAGGCCCUGACCUCGUUAAAAUACAUGUUGCUCUGCAAGAUAAUGCUGGGACAGUCCGAUGAUGUCAACCAGAUUGUUAGCGGAAAGCUGGCAAUUACCUACUCGGGACGCGAUGUAGAUGCAAUGAAAUCGGUGGCGGAAGCCUCACACAAACGCUCCUUGGCUGACUUCCAAGCUGCGCUCAAGGAAUACAAAAAAGAACUGGCCGAAGAUGUGAUCGUGCAGGCUCAUUUGGGAACGUUGUACGAUACUAUGCUGGAGCAGAACUUGUGCCGCAUUAUUGAACCAUACUCCCGUGUGCAAGUUGCCCACGUGGCCGAGAGCAUCCAGCUGCCUAUGCCGCAGGUUGAAAAGAAGCUCUCCCAAAUGAUCCUAGACAAGAAGUUCAGUGGUAUUCUGGAUCAGGGUGAGGGAGUACUCAUCGUUUUCGAAGAGACGCCUGUUGAUAAGACCUAUGAACGCGUGCUGGAAACCAUUCAAAGUAUGGGUAAGGUGGUGGAUACACUGUACCAGAAGGCCAAGAAACUCUCGUAAGCGGUGCGCAGGAGGCACUAUUCAAUUCAAACAUGAUAUCAGCAUACUUAGCAGACAUUUCAUAGUUUCCUUUUGUAUUUUCCAACAACUCCCAAUCCUUGUUCGAGCCAAUCAAGUUUUAUUUUUCUGCAAAAACAAAAUUAAACCGAAAUUGGUAAAAUAGCAACAGAAGCAGCAACAACAACAGCCACAGAAAAAUGUAAAACUAAAUCCAUUAAACUAAAUUAAGCAAAAUUAUUAAUCAUUGAGUGGGAUCGAAUUGUUUACGCAAGUGCGCUAAAAUAAGCAUAAUAUUCAAUUAACUACAUAAUAAAUGAAAAACAAAACAAAACCGUAAACAAAA